Messenger RNA from Schizophyllum commune H4-8, 2225 nucleotides. RefSeq lists its product as uncharacterized. The record is from RefSeq and is a predicted model, not a curated record. NCBI's taxonomy places the organism in Eukaryota, Fungi, Basidiomycota, Agaricomycetes, Agaricales, Schizophyllaceae. The transcript is spliced from 2 exons. The coding region runs from base 52 to 1947 and encodes 631 amino acids.
CUUUGUGCUUUCUGCGACCGAAGUUUGAGACUCGCGAGCGGUAUCGCUGUGAUGUCUACAACCGUCAGUGCAAGAAUAAUCGCCCACGUACCCAUUGGACAAGAGCACAAAGGUGUUUCAUCCGAUAUCGUUGCGCCCCGCUUGCUGCACACAAUGGCUCAAAGAGCGAAUGCCGAGUUCUUGGGCUUUGUAGACAGAAGCAGCAUCUCGAAGCUCUCGCCAGAGAUCCUGCAGCUCGUCUUCGAUCGCGCCGUGCCGCCGUGCUCCCUGAUCUCCCCUGGUUAUGCGGUCCGCGAGGACGCACGUGUUUUUGCCAUGAAGAUGAAGACAACGCUACCUCUCGUCUGCCGCGCUUGGUAUGGGCCCUCUAUCGAGUACUUCUACGGCAACAUCACCCUCCGCACCGUCGGCCAGGCCGCCGCCUUGCACCAGACGCUCGAGCGGACGCCGUCCCUGGCUGCGCUGGUGAGAGAGCUCACCUUCGCGUGCUAUGUAUCCCCAUUCCACGAAGCGGCGUACGCACAUGCGGCGCGUGCCAUUAUGCGCGCGUGCUGCUCUCUGCGCCGCGCGUCUUUUGUGCAGCACUGCGAUGGAAACUUUGGGGUUCUGCUACCUAUUUUGCAGCAGGAGGGCCCCGAGCCGAGAUCUGACGUUCAGAUCUGCCUGGACCUGUAUUCUGGCGAGGAGGUUGAUGUUCCCGAGGGCGAACCCUGGCUGGUGGAGGAAUACUGGAAGACGGCGCCGCUGUACGCGCCCCUGCGUCCAGGUACGCGCACGGUUGCGGAUCUCGCACCCAGCCUCGUCGAGCUCAACCUGACUCUCCAUCCUGCCAUGGCAGAGCUACUGGUCAGCGAGGUAGUGUUCUGCGCUCUCGCCACGUUCACCUGCGUCGACUACAUGGGCUACGGCAAGGACGACGCAUUCGAUGCAGUGAUCCGCCACUGGCGCAUGCCCGUGCUCAGAAACCUGACCAUCCGGCUCGACGCGCACCGCUCGAUGGAGCGGAUAAGUGCCUUUGUUAGGGCCAACGGCAGCGAGCUGCGCUACCUGCACUUCCAAACACAUCGGGACGCGGACGAAAGCGGCAGGAGUUGGUCGCUUGAGGACGUGCUCGGCGGCUGCCCGCGCCUUGUGCAUCUCGUCGUCCCCUGGCAUGUGCAGGUGCCGCGCGCGCACCCCUCAUUGCGCUGGGUCGACGUUUGGGCGGCGGGGCGGCGAUGCCCGAAUUACAUGCUGGAUGAGAAUGGGAUCCGCAAGCCCGGUAUUUGGGAGGCCUUCGCGCCCACCUUCGCUGCGCCGGAGGGGUCGAGGGAGUGGGAGGAGGUACGCGCGGCGUUCCCAAAUUUCCGCGGUAUGCGUACGCUGGGGAAGUGGCUGGAGGUGGGGAGCUUGCCGCGAGAUUUGGCGAGGAUCUUGAAGCCUGAGGCGUGGACAGGCGCAAGUGCGGCCUUCGAGUAUCCUGGUAUGCACGUGCGGCACGACGCGGAGGGGGUGUGGUGGGCGGAUUCCGUGGAGUAUAGUGAUGAUUACGGGGAUACGGAUGAUGAGCUUGAAGGCGAGGAUGGCGAGUCGUGGUCUCAGUGCGCCAGCGAGGAGUCUGAGGAAUGCCAGGAAGAAUUGGAAGAGGGUUCGGGUCGGGGUAAGCACGACUGCGACGAGGGAGGAGUAGGUGACGAUGAGGACGGACUAGCCAACAAGAACGAAGAAGAGGAGUUCAUGGACAGUAUCUUCUACUACCCAUCGGACUCAGAGCAUUCGGAGGAAGGUGGCGAUGAGGGUGCUACAAGGGACGAAGACGAUGGGCAAGUAGUGGAAGAGGACAGUGCAUCUUCCGUGCAUAGCUCGGACAGCGAGUGGGAGGCCUCUGAUGACGAGGAGGAGGACGGCGAGAACCGUCAAUGGUCACACGAAGACGUUCUGCGGGCAUUCAGGCGGGGCCAAUUAUAAUAUGCCAAGUUGGACAUUUACCUUACAUCUCUUUCACUAUAUGUCAUGCCAUGCACACAGGCUACCCAAGGACACUACCUUGUACGCGAACAAUCAAAAAACCUUCCAUCCUCGCUACCUACCGCCUCUGCAAUACCCACAACUUGGGCGCCGUGCGCAUCCGCAAGAUUGUCCACGGCUUCCUCAGCAGCUCUGCGCUCAUCUGCCUCUCGAACUCCCAUCCGUCGAAGGCCUCAAUGACGGCGAGGAUUUCCCAAGAGGCGGCGAUGGGGUCGACG